This is a messenger RNA of Mercurialis annua (annual mercury), 1589 nucleotides long. Its product is annotated as hsp70 nucleotide exchange factor FES1. Bases 226 to 1383 code for a protein of 385 amino acids. NCBI's taxonomy places the organism in Eukaryota, Viridiplantae, Streptophyta, Magnoliopsida, Malpighiales, Euphorbiaceae. The record is from RefSeq and is a predicted model, not a curated record. The transcript has 8 exons.
UAUUUGAGGAGCGUUGGAUUCGCAGUGAAUGGCGUAGAUGAUGGGAGAUGAUGUGUUACUGCAAAAUUAAUUGGAUAAAAUUGCAAACCUCCAAGAUUUAAUAUUUUUAAAUUAUGUUUCCUGAAUAUCGAUUUGUUCUAUAAUUAAUUCUUCUUCUUUCGCGAACACUCGUCUAGAAGUCUCUGUCGCAAAUAAUUCUGCUCAUAGGUGUUGGGAGUGAUCGAGAUGGGGCAGUUAACAGCAGCAGCCGCAGCUUUUGUUACGGUGGUUCUGAUAACGACGACGAUGAUCGGAGCAGAAGGUGAGCGCAUUAACAAAACUUCGUCGUCAAAUGGUAUAUUCUGGUCAGCAGCUAACGAAGAGGCUGAUUCCGCCUCUGGUAUUGUCAAUGACCUCGAGGACCGGCAGUUGGACGGCGGCGUUUCUACUCUUGACGGGAUGUUGCAGUGGGCCAUUGGUCACUCCGAUCCGCAGAAAUUAAAGGAAGUUGCACAGCGUUUAUCUCCUACCGAAUUGAAGAAUCGUCAAUUGGAAAUUAGGCAACUGGUGGACGAGUUGAGGAUGCCAUCUGAUGCGCAGCUGAUGAAGGUUGCGAUUACUGACUUAAAUAACUCCUCUUUAUCCUUGGAAGAUCACCACCGUGCGUUGCAGGAGCUUCUAAUUCUGGUUGAGCCAAUUGAUAAUGCUAAUGAUCUGAGCAAACUCGGUGGAAUUGGUGUGCUAAUACAAGAUCUUAAUCAUCCCGAUUCAGAUGUUAGGAGAAUGUCAGCAUGGGUUCUUGGGAAAGCAAGUCAAAAUAAUCCAGUUGUGCAGAGACAUAUCCUGGAAAUGGGGGCACUUGGUAAGCUAAUGCACAUGGUAAAUUCAAAUUCUGUGGAAGAAGGAAUAAAAGCAUUCUAUGCUAUUUCAGCAUUGAUCAGAAACAAUUUGUCUAGUCAGGAAUUGUUUUAUGCAGAAGCUGGAGAUCAGAUGCUUCAGGACAUUCUUAGCAAUUCAAGCACAGACAUCAGGUUACGGAGGAAAGCUGUAAAUCUGGUUGCAGAUUUGGCUGAAUAUCAACUAGAAAGUGUAGGAAGAGAUGAGUUGGCUUUCUUCAGCAAUCAGUUGUUCUUGAAGUCUGUAAUCGACCUAACAUCAUUAAUUGACCUUGAUCUCCAGGAAAAGGCUCUUGUAGCAAUCAAGAAUCUCUUGCAGCUCAAAACAACUGAAGCUUUGAUUGUCAAGGAUUUUUGUGGUUUAGAUGGUGCCUUGGAGAGAAUGAGGCAGCAGCUGCUCGAUUUAAUGGCAGUGGAAAAUCAUAGAGAUUAUGCAAUGGAUAUUGAAAAACUGCGUCUGGAAGUGGAACUGAUGUUUCGGAGUAAGACCGGAAAGGUAACGAAAUGAUGGUUCCAAUGUGACGAGAAGAAUCCAGUCUCACAUUUUUGAUGCAAUUUGUAUAUGUAUAUUAUUUAAAAUGGGUAUGUAACUUGGGGUUAGAAGAAGGGAUUGUUUUUACAUUUAGAUCGAGUUAGGGGUGGUCAAAUAUGAGUUAUGUAAGUUAUAAACUUUGGCUGGGAUAGUAUUUUUAAUGCAAUAUUGACCAUCUGAAA